Leptopilina boulardi is the source of this 755-nucleotide messenger RNA. RefSeq names its product protein chibby homolog 1 (gene Cby). The record is from RefSeq and is a predicted model, not a curated record. The transcript has 3 exons. NCBI's taxonomy places the organism in Eukaryota, Metazoa, Arthropoda, Insecta, Hymenoptera, Figitidae. Bases 231 to 620 code for a protein of 129 amino acids.
CUCAUUUAAAAUACCUAUUGUUUAUAAUUAAUUGUUAAUGAGACACAUUUAUGUAUAGUGAUUGAGAAUAUAAUUAUAAUAUAUUAAAUGAUGAUAUCAUCAAUUUUUACUUAUGUUUUUAAAAUAAAACUCUAAUAUUUCUAAAAUAUAACCUCAACUUUAAUAAUUUUAUGUUAAGAAGUUUUUCUCAUUAGUUGAAAUAAAAUAGAAUUUUUAUUAAAACAAUAAAAAUGCCUCUAUUUUCAAGUAAAUUCUCACCAAAAAAAACACCACCAAGAAAGGCUCCUGUGUCAUUGUCAAACACAAAUCUCAGUCCCAAAAGAUUAGAAAAAGAAUUGGGACCCGAAGUUGGGCCGAUUAGAAUUUGUUUGGGAGAAAUGCAAGCUGUUUUUGAAAAUGGAGUAUGGAUUCCUGAAACUGGAGAAAUUGGAGGUACUUUUAAGGAAAACGAAAUAUUAAAAAAAGAAAUACAACAAUUAGAAGAGGAAAAUAAUUUGCUGAAACUAAAAUUUGAAAUCGUAUUAGACAUGUUAACUGAAGCAACAGCUGAGGGUAAUUUAGAGAAAGAAGAAAUUGAAAGGCUUAGGAGUCAAUUAUCUAUUAAACGAGCUGGUACUUAAAAUUUCGAUAUUUAAUAAAAAUGGAAAUCUAUCGAAAUCUAAAGAUUAAUAUAUAUAUAUAUAUAUCAAUGAAUUAUUAUAUUUUAUGAAAUACUUUAUUACAAAAAUAAAAAAGCUAAUUUCACUUUUACUAUA